Bradysia coprophila is the source of this 1087-nucleotide messenger RNA. RefSeq names its product protein snakeskin-like. NCBI's taxonomy places the organism in Eukaryota, Metazoa, Arthropoda, Insecta, Diptera, Sciaridae. Gene Ontology annotation, biological process: septate junction assembly. The record is from RefSeq and is a predicted model, not a curated record. Gene Ontology annotation, cellular component: plasma membrane.
UUUAACGUUUCCAGUCGUGCACGAAUUGUUGAUAGCUCAGCAGUGAACUCCACUAAGCAGAAUUAAACCUUUUUUUUGAUUUUAGAGUAGAGAUUCCACAGUUAAACAAGUUGUUGCAAAUUUAUCGUAAUUGAAUUUUGAAAAUAAAAUCUAAAACAACAAUGGCACUAAGCAAAUUAACUUUCGGAAAACUGCUCGAACUGGUACUUACCAUUACCUGUUUGGGUCUGCAUUAUAACAGCAUGGAACAAAGCGAUAUGCAUACGAUUCUCAUUACUGCUGGUACAUUCGUAGGGUACACCAUCAUUUUAGUUGGAUUGUUCGCAGGAUACGUGAUGAACACUCCAAUCAACAAACGUAUCGAUAUUUUCUUCAGUUUAAUUGGAGCAGCCCUGUUCAUUGCCGCCGGCGUGAUGGUCAUUCAACAUUGGGAAAAUGGAUUUAAAACUGACACAAGAAAACUCGCAUUAACAAAAGGUUCUUUGGCAAUCAUAAAUGGAGUACUGUUCUUCUUGGACACCAUUCUUACAUUCAGAGAUUAAACUUGACAAAUUGUAAUUAAUUUUUGGAGGCACAUCUUUUAUAAAAUAGAGACAAAUCAAUUUUAUUAACUAAAAAAAAUAUUAUUGCGAUGUUUGGCAAUUGGAAAGACAAAAGAAAAAUCGAAAUUUCGUAGAACUACUACUGAUUUGAGACAAUAUCUAAACUUUUUUCAGAAUUAAGGCCAGGGUCUCAAUUCUCAUAAAUUCGUAACUCAAAAUAUUGCUAACUUGACAGUUGCCUGUGUAAAAUCCCAUAAGAACUGUCAAGUUACGAAUUCUUAAAGUUACGAAUGAGAAUUGAGGCCCAGGGUGUAGAUUCUCAUGCCGUUCGUAACUUUAAGAAUUUGUAACCUGACUGUUCUUAUGGGAUUUUAUACAUGCAACUGUCAAGUUACAAAUAAUAGGAGUUACGAACGGCAUGAGAAUCGUAGUCCAGGCCAUUACAUGCACGCACCUUGCUUUAUUACUAUAUUUCAAAUAUUUGUAUGUUUUUUUUAUAUAUUUUGUAAACGUUUUUAUUGUAUUAAAAUACACUUGAAAAGGAA